AUGGCGAACAAUUUUUCCUGUGGGAAGCUCACGGACUGGGUCAACCAUUCCAAUACCUAUCUAGAAAGGUCAUCACCGAUACUUUUAGUGGUCUUUGCAAUGCUGAUUCCACCGGCAGCCAUCCUAAACGCGCUCGUCCUCGUAGUUAUAUGGAGACGCCGUAUUUUACAAACGACAUCGAACCUUUUCUUACGAAACCUUGCUCUGUCGGACCUGGCCGUUGCAAUCUGGGUAUUACCUUUAUUGAUGACGUGUAGUGCAGUUAAUAUCAGUCACAUAAGUGAACGUAUAAUUUGCAAUGUCGCAAACGUUGCUAGCGUGAGCUCUCAUAUAUUUGGUUCUGUUUCGUUUCUUACCAUGACAGCCGCUACAGUUGAUCGGUACCUUGCUCUGUAUCUACAUCUGAGAUACACAGCUGUAGUCACCAGGAAACGAGUCAUCUACUCAUGUAUAGGACUGUGGCUAAUAUCUAUAGUGACGAGCAUUAUUCUACCGGUAAGUUUUGCACUAUACAAGACUGUUGUAGUUUUGUUUUUUUCUGGUAGCAUGAUGACCAUAAUGUUCUGCUACUACAAGAUGUAUCGCAUACUUAAGUACCACCAUGCCCAGAUACAGAUUCAAAUGGCUGGCCAACCAGUUGCAGCUCUUCCAAACAUGAACAAGUACAAAUCAUCAGUCAUGAACCUUGUGUACAUUUUCCUGUUGUAUAUCGUGUUGUAUGUUCCCUAUAUAUUUGGGUGUAUGAUGCCUAUGGAAAACAUGAAACAAAAACAUGAAGCUAUGAUAACAAUGAUGGUUGGAUUGGUUCUUAUUUUUCUGAACUCUACUCUCAAUCCCCUGUUGUAUUGCUGGAGACAGAUGGAGAUUCGAAACGCUAUUAAAGAUACAGUGGGCUGGCGACCUGCUAUGUGCAUGACCUCUGAAUCAAUACGUAGCCUCCGAACCUACCCACCAAUAACAUCAAAGGCAUCAUCCAACACACUAUCAUCACCAUCAACCAUCAAUAACAUCAACAACAUCAUCCAAGACACCAACAUCACCCAUCAAUAA
Actinia tenebrosa (Australian red waratah sea anemone) is the source of this 1050-nucleotide messenger RNA. RefSeq names its product melanocyte-stimulating hormone receptor-like. Gene Ontology annotation, molecular function: G protein-coupled receptor activity. Gene Ontology annotation, biological process: G protein-coupled receptor signaling pathway. NCBI's taxonomy places the organism in Eukaryota, Metazoa, Cnidaria, Anthozoa, Actiniaria, Actiniidae. The record is from RefSeq and is a predicted model, not a curated record. Gene Ontology annotation, cellular component: membrane.